UGCCCCAUGACCGAUCUGAUGGCUCAACCCAGAGGCUGCCUUCUGUGACCUUAACCAUAGACUUUGAGCCUUGUUGCUAACCUGUCCCGUCUCUUUUUUCCACAGGGUUGUGAAGGAAGAAAUCUCAGAUGAUAAUGCCAAGCUUCCCUGUUUCAAUGGCCGGGUGGUAUCCUGGCUGGUGUCUGCGGAGGGGUCGCACUCAGAUGGGGGGUCUGUCUGUGCCGAUAACCAGCCGGAGCUGCCGCCCUCCAUGGAGCGUACCGGGGGCAUUGGGGACUCCAGGCCUCCCUCCUUCCACCCCAAAACCGGGGGGAGUCGGGAGAACCUGGAUAACGAGACAGAGACAGAUUCAGUGGUUUCAUCGCAGAGGGAGAGACCUCGCCGGAAAGAUGGGCCUGAGCAUGCACCCAGAGUGAAUGGGACGGGAAAAGGAGAGCGGCGCCGAGACCUAGGCGGGUACGAGAGCUCUUCCACUCUCAUGAGCAGCGAAUUGGAGACCACCAGCUUCUUCGACUCGGAUGAGGAUGACUCCACCAGCAGGUUAAGCAGCUCGACAGAGCAGAGCAGCGCCUCCCGCCUGAUGAGAAGGCACAAGCGACGCCGGCGGAAACAAAAGGCCCCACGCAUUGAGCGGUCGUCGUCCUUCAGCAGUAUCACGGACUCAACUAUGUCUCUGAACAUCAUCACGGUCACUCUGAACAUGGAGAAGUACAACUUCUUGGGCAUCUCCAUCGUGGGACAGAGCAAUGAGCGUGGGGACGGUGGCAUCUAUAUUGGCUCCAUCAUGAAGGGGGGCGCAGUAGCGGCUGAUGGCAGGAUCGAGCCGGGAGACAUGCUCUUGCAGGUGAACGAUAUCAACUUUGAGAACAUGAGCAAUGAUGAUGCUGUGCGCGUGCUGAGGGAGAUCGUGCACAAGCCAGGGCCAAUCACUCUGACUGUGGCCAAGUGCUGGGACCCCAGCCCCAGGGGCUGCUUCUCGUUACCCCGGAGUAAGUGGAUUCCUGACUCACCCUUAACACUGGUGCCCAGCCCAUUUGCUCCCCAGCGGAUCUGGGCUGGGCCAGACUCUCCAUGCUCCGAUCCGGGUGAGCCCAUCCGACCAAUCGACCCGGCAGCCUGGGUUUCCCACACGGCAGCGAUGACUGGCACCUACCCGGCGUACGGUAUGAGUCCAUCCAUGAGCACAAUCACUUCCACCAGCUCCUCCAUCACCAGCUCCAUCCCAGAGACCGAGCGCCUCGAUGACUUUCACCUGUCCAUCCACAGCGACAUGGCCACCAUCGUCAAAGCCAUGGCCUCCCCUGAGUCAGGUCUGGAGGUGCGUGACCGCAUGUGGCUGAAGAUCACCAUCCCCAAUGCCUUCAUCGGUUCAGACGUGGUGGAUUGGCUCUAUCAUCACGUGGAAGGUUUUACAGAUCGGCGAGAGUCCCGCAAGUAUGCCAGCAACCUGCUGAAGGCCGGCUACAUCCGACACACUGUGAACAAGAUCACCUUCUCAGAGCAGUGCUACUACAUCUUCGGAGACCUCUGCGGCAACAUGGCUAACCUGUCCCUGCAUGACCAUGAUGGAUCCAGUGGCGCCUCAGAUCAGGAUACGUUGGCUCCACUCCCACACCCAGGAGCUGCACCGUGGCCCAUGGCUUUCCCAUAUCAAUACCCACCACCUCAUCCAUACAACCCCCACCCAGGAUUCCCUGACCCAGGCUACAGCUAUGGUGGGGGCAGUGCAGGCAGCCAGCACAGUGAAGGGAGUCGCAGCAGCGGUUCAAACCGCAGUGGCAGUGAGAGGAGAAAGGAGAGAGACUCGAAGGCUGGGGAGUCCAAGUCGGGCGGCAGUGGCAGUGAGUCGGACCACACCACCCGGAGCAGUAUGCGGCGGGAGCGGGCGGCCAGUGAGCGCUCAGUACCAGCCAGCCAGCACAGCCAGCGCAGCCAGCACUCCCUAGCUCACAGCAUCCGCAGCCACCACAGCCAGCAGUCGUAUGGGCCACCUGGCCUGCCACCCCUCUACAGCCCGCCCAUGCUGCUGAUGCCUCCGCCGCCUUCUGCUAUGGGGCCCCCAGGAGCCCCGCCGGGCCGUGACCUGGCCUCUGUGCCCCCUGAACUGACGGCCAGUAGACAGUCAUUCCGAAUGGCCAUGGGCAAUCCCACAAAGAAUUACGGGGUGUUUGACUUCCUCUGAGCUUGCCGCCCACAGGGGUGAGAGCUGGAGCAUGGCCUGGCAGCUUGGCCCAACAGAGGAGGACACGAAGCCCCAAGGGCGCUGGGCACGUAUGGUGCUGAAGAUGGCUUCUUUCCCACUAGCUGACGACGCCCCCCGUUCCCGCCACAACCCUGAGAGGGGAGCAGGGCCAGCUCCAACCUUGUGUGUGUUCAGAUCAAUAAAUGUAGCCAUCUCCUGGCCAAUGGCAUGAAUGUUCCAUGGCUUCAGUGCCUCUGGGGAGUGGAGAAGGUGAGGCCCCAGCUGGGAGGGUACCACGCCUUGUUCCCACACUCCACCACAACAUGGUCAGGCUUGGGCCAGGGUCUGUUACUCUCUGUAUAGUAUUAAACACAGUGCACCCCUGUGGCAAGGCCCCAGUUGGGUUUGGAGACAGUACACGAGGUUCUGUUCUUGACUGAGUGCUGUUGGAUCAUUAACUCCCAUAGGAGGUGCAGGCCAGCAUCAGCAGCCUGAAGUUGCUGAAAUACCUACCAUCCAUUACUCAAGGCUCUGCUUGUGCCCAUGAGCUGAGUGGUGUGGAUUUGGCUGAAUGUGAGGGUUUCAUUUACACCCUCUGCAAGUGUGGGUGUCUAGCUCUGAUAAUGUGCCUUUAGUCUAGGCAGCCCCUCCUUGACUCUCCCACCCCCUGGAUGACCAUGGCCCUGACUACCCAUUCCAUGGCCACAGAGCAUGCUCCAUCCAGGCCUGCUGUGUGUAGCUGGGGGGCAUCAGCUACCGGCUGUACUCUCCUACACUGGUGCUUAGCAGUAGGCUCAAGGUGCAGAAGCUAUUACGUCUAAGCAGAGCAAGAGGAGGGGGUAAGAAGCUGAGAAAGGGGCAGCUGUGGUGUUUCCAGAGUGGGGUGAGCACAGUAGCAAGUUCCUCUGCGUUUGCUGCCUCCGGAGCAACGGUCUGCCUCCCGCCGUUGUUCUAGAGAGGUAAGGGGCUUCCUAUCCUCAUCCUCUCCAUGGAUGAGGGAGGCGUGGGGAUGGACCAGGCUCCAAAGAGACUGGAGAGUGACAGCCUUGGCCCUGCUGUGACAGUCCCUACUUAGAGGCCGCCCCUUUCUGUGACGUAGCACUGCAGCCCCUGCCUGUGGCAUGUGUGCAGGGCCUGGACCCUCUCCCUGUGGAGAACAGCAGUGAGUUAAGCUGUUAGA
Messenger RNA from Chelonoidis abingdonii (Abingdon island giant tortoise), 3362 nucleotides. RefSeq names its product dishevelled segment polarity protein 3 (gene DVL3). Gene Ontology annotation, cellular component: cytosol. The record is from RefSeq and is a predicted model, not a curated record. NCBI's taxonomy places the organism in Eukaryota, Metazoa, Chordata, Testudines, Testudinidae. Gene Ontology annotation, molecular function: frizzled binding. Gene Ontology annotation, biological process: intracellular signal transduction; canonical Wnt signaling pathway.